AUAGGGUUCGCGAUUUGCUGCGCGAGAAGCUGCUUUCGGUGUUGAUUAGGUGAUAAGAUUAGUUUUCUCGCAAGGAUUUUCUCCAAUAACUUCCUUAUAAGUAUAGUUAAAUAAAUUGUGAAAUCAUGGCUCAACUACCCAAAUUAUCGCGUGCAAUGAGAGUGUCCACCAAUUUGGAUGGCGAGCGCAAUAGUUUCCAGGAUCCGUUGAAGAAAUUCGCUGUGAAAAGGAUUCCCGGCGAUGAGAAUGAAGUCGCGUACAAGGAUGUCACGAGACGCCUCCAGUCGUCCGGCGACUCAAAAUCCUUGACACACCUGCAGAAUCUGUGGCGGAAAGCGAAAGAACUUCUGGGCCCGGAAGAGCCUCCGGAAGUUGUGGACGACGCGGUGAUGUUCAUCCUGAAGCUCCUCUGGGAGGAGACGAAGGUCUCCAUGGAACACGUGAGCGCCAUGAAGAGGAUCUUCGGAGUGUUUUCCAGUCAAGCUGCCAAUAGUUUAUUUGAGUUCGUCAAGGAUCUGAGAUCUUGCCUCAGGGCGGACAACAGAAGCUUCCUGCAGGAGUGCUUCAGCCACAAGACUGCCAAGGCGCUCUGGGGCGCCGCGAUUGAGUGCCAAAUGCCUCAGGCGGAGGCGAUCGACGUUGAGAAUCUCAAGGAAUUGGGCCCGAGCGCCGUCGCCGCCUGCUCGGCGGCUAGUGAGUUCUCCAUGCGCUACGACCACUACGCGCCGGCGGCCAGCGCGGCCGCGACAAACGGUGUGAGCGAGCGCAAGUACACGCGCAAUUGGCUGGCGGAUUUCGUGCCUGUGGAUCUGGUGGAGUCGCUGGUGAACAUGCUGAAGUCCCAGAAGUCCAGCGACGAGCUGCAGAACGAGCUCUUCGACAUGCUGGGCUUCGACAAAUUCGAGGCCAUCCAGGAGAUCCUGCGCAAUCGCCAGGUGAUCGUGAAGCUGGCGGAGAACGAGGAGAAACGGCUGCAGCUGAAGGAGAAGGCGAUCAUGCAGAAGAUCAACAGGCCUCAAGUGGGAAAUCAGGUGAUAAUCCAGUCGGAGAACGAGAAGCAGAUGAUGAAGCAGCUGCGGAAGGAGGAGCAGAAGCUGAAGAAGCUCGCAGCGAAGGUGGACAGUGAGGACUUCAACAUUCCGGAGGAGAUUGAUCCCGCCAAGUUCCGUAUUCUCGGCCAUCAGGCGCUGUCGCACGAGGCCAAAUUCAAUCCGCUGCUGCACGAUCGGCCCAAAGCGAAGCUUCCGGCCAAGUCAGUGAUUCCGCGCUACCCGAACGUCUACGACUCUCAGCUGGAGGCCAAGAGUCACGUGGGCUUCGUGUCGGGCGGGCGGCUGAUGCUGCCGGACAAUGUGGAGCGCAAGGACUCGAAGACGUUCGAGGAAGUGCGCAUUCCGGCGUGCGAUCCGCCGCCGCUGGCGGUGGGAAAUGUGCGCGUGAAGGUGGAGGAUUUGGAUGAGAUCGGGAAGAUCGCCUUCAAGGGCACGAAGGAGUUGAACAGGAUUCAGAGCGUUGUCUAUCCCACGGCUUAUCACAGCAACGACAACAUGUUGGUUUGUGCGCCGACGGGCGCAGGCAAGACGAACGUGGCCAUGCUGGCGAUCGUGCACACGAUCAGGAGCUUCGUGACGGAGGGAAUCAUCGACAGGAGUCAGUUCAAGAUCGUCUACGUGGCGCCAAUGAAGGCGCUGGCCGCCGAGAUGACGGAAAACUUCGGGAAGCGACUGAAGGCGCUAGGAAUUGCCGUGCGUGAGCUGACGGGCGACAUGCAGCUGACGAAGGCGGAGAUGCUGGACACGCAGAUGAUCGUGACGACGCCCGAGAAGUGGGACGUCGUGACGCGCAAAGGCGCCGGCGAUGUGGCGAUGAUCAGUCUGGUGAAGCUGCUGAUCAUCGACGAGGUGCACUUGCUGCACGGCGAACGUGGGCCUGUUGUGGAGGCGCUGGUGGCCAGGACGCUGCGUCUCGUGGAGUCAUCACAGUCCAUGAUUCGCAUCGUGGGCUUGUCCGCCACGCUGCCGAAUUACAUCGACGUGGCGCGCUUCCUGCGCGUCAAUCCCAUGAUUGGGCUGUUCUUCUUCGACUCACGCUUCCGGCCGAUUCCACUCGGUCAGGUGUUCAUCGGCGUGAAGGCGCAGAAGCCGCUGCAGCAGCUCGCGGACAUGGAUCAGAUCUGCUAUGACAAGUGCGUGGAGAUGCUGAAGAAGGGCCAUCAAGUGAUGGUGUUCGUGCACGCGCGCAACGCCACCGUGCGCACGGCCGUGGUGCUGCGUGAGAUGGCGCAGCAGAAGCAGCAGCUGGGCGUGUUCGCGCCGGAGGACACGCCAGAGUACGGCCUGGCUAAGCGCGCCAUCGCCAAGAGUCGCAACAAGCAGCUCGUGGAGCUCUUCCACACCGGCCUGGCGAUGCAUCACGCGGGCAUGCUGCGCACGGACAGAUCGCUGGUGGAGAAGUACUUCGCCGAUGGACACAUUCGCGUGCUCGUGUGCACGGCGACACUGGCGUGGGGCGUGAAUCUGCCCGCGCACGCGGUCAUCAUCAAGGGCACGGAGAUCUACGACUCCAAGCACGGCACAUUCAUCGAUCUCGGCAUCCUCGACGUGCUGCAGAUCUUCGGGCGCGCCGGACGGCCGCAGUUCGACAAGAGCGGCGUCGGCAUGAUCCUCACGUCGCACGACAAGCUGUCGCACUAUCUCAGCCUGCUCACCAAUCAGUUCCCCAUCGAGUCCAACUUCAUCCAGUGCCUGGCGGACAAUCUCAACGCCGAGAUCACGCUGGGCACGAUCUCGAACGUGGACGAGGCCAUCGAGUGGCUCAGCUACACGUACUUGUUCGUGCGCAUGCGCAUCAAUCCGCAGGUCUACGGCAUGAACUACACCGACGUGCAGGCGGACUUCACGCUGGAGCGCAAGCGGCGUGAGCUGAUUCACGCGGCGGCCAUGGCGCUGGACAAGGCGAGGAUGAUCAGAUACAACACGCGCACGCACGAUCUGAACGUGACUGAUCUGGGCAGGACGGCGAGUCACUUCUACGUGAAAUACGACACUGUGGAGGUGUUUAAUGAGAUGAUGAGGCCGCUGAUGACGGAGGCGGAGAUCCUGGAGAUGAUGUCACAUGCGCAGGAGUUCCAGCAGCUGAAAGUGCGUGACGACGAGAUGGACGAGUUGGAUCUGCUCACGCACGAGUACUGUGAAGUUGUGGUGCGCGGAGGAAGUGAGAAUCUGCACGGGAAGGUGAACAUUCUGAUGCAGACUUAUCUCUCGCGGGGCUUCGUGAAGUCCUUCUCGCUGAUCUCAGACAUGUCGUACAUCACGCAGAACGCCGUGCGAAUCGCCCGAGCGCUGUUCACCAUUGUGUUGAGGCAGAACAAUCCCAUCUUGGCGGGAAGAUUGCUGAUGAUGAGCAUAAUGUUUGAGAAGCAAAUGUGGGACUUUGAGACGCCGCUGAGGCAGUUUCACAUCAUUCCGCAGGAUGUGAUUGAGAAGAUUGAGAAUCGAGGAUUGUCCAUUUAUGCCCUGCGCGAGAUGGACAGCAAGGAGAUUGGCGACAUGCUGAGGAAUCACAAGUAUGGCAGCAUGGUGAAGAGGUGUGCUGAGGAGUUUCCCAUUCUGGAGAUUGACGCUUCGCUGCAGCCAAUCACGCGAACUGUGCUGCGAAUCAGGAUCUUCCUCACGGGCAGCUUCAAGUGGAAUGAUCGCGUGCAUGGACGACAUUCGGAGUCGUUCUGGGUGUGGAUUGAGGAUCCCGAGAGUAAUUUCAUCUAUCAUUCGGAGAUUUUCCAGCUGACCAAGAAGCAGGCGAUCACGCGUGAGCCUCAGGAGCUCGUGAUGACAAUUCCGCUGAAGGAUCCUCUGCCGCCACAGUAUUACAUCCGCGUGAGCAGUGACCUGUGGCUGGGCAGUCACACGACGCAUCCGCUAUCCUUCCAACACCUCAUCUUGCCGGAGAUUCAUCCGCCGCACACGGAAUUGCUGCCACUUCAGCCACUUCCCGUGGCGGUGCUGAAGAACCCGAAGUACGAAUCGCUCUUCGCCUUCAGUCACUUCAAUCCCAUCCAGACGCAGAUCUUCCACUGUCUCUAUCACACGGACAACAAUGUGCUGCUGGGCGCGCCCACGGGAUCCGGGAAGACCAUCGCGGCGGAGAUUGCCAUCUUCAGAGUGUUUGAGAAGCAGCCGAAGGCGAAAGUUGUGUACAUUGCACCACUGAAGGCGCUGGUCAGGGAGCGGAUUGAGGAUUGGCGCACGCGACUGGAGCAUCGCCUGGGGAAGAAGGUUGUGGAGCUGACGGGCGAUGUGACGCCAGACAUUCGCGCCAUUCGUGAUGCAACUGUGAUUGUGACGACGCCAGAGAAGUGGGAUGGCAUCAGUCGAUCCUGGCAGACCAGGGAUUAUGUGAAGGAUGUGGCGCUGAUUGUGAUCGAUGAGAUUCACUUGCUGGGCGAGGACAGAGGUCCUGUGCUGGAAGUGAUUGUCUCCCGGACGAACUUCAUCUCGAAUCACACAGAGCGCAAUUUGCGCAUCAUUGGCUUAUCCACGGCGCUGGCGAAUGCCAAGGAUCUGGCCAAUUGGCUGGGCAUUGAGCAGAUGGGAUUGUACAACUUCAAGCCAUCCGUGCGUCCUGUUCCGCUGACAGUGCACAUCAGUGGCUAUCCUGGCAAGCACUACUGUCCGCGCAUGGCGACGAUGAACAGGCCAACUUAUCAGGCCAUCCGGCAGUACUCGCCCUGCACGCCGGCUCUGGUCUUCGUCUCCUCCAGGCGACAGACGAGACUCACGGCACUGGACUUGAUCGCCUUUCUGGCCACGGAGGACAAUCCGAAGCAGUUUCUGCACUGUUCGGAGGAUGAAAUGGAGCAAAUCCUGCAGAACAUCCACGAUGCCAAUCUCAAGCUCACGCUGGCCUUCGGCAUUGGGCUGCAUCACGCGGGUCUGCAGGAGAGGGACAGGAAGACGUGCGAAGAACUCUUCCUCAACAGGAAGAUUCAGGUUCUCGUGGCGACGGCGACGCUGGCGUGGGGCGUGAAUCUGCCGGCGCAUCUGGUUGUGAUCAAGGGCACGGAGUACUACGAUGGGAAGCAGAAGCGCUAUGUGGACAUGCCCAUUACGGAUGUGCUGCAGAUGAUGGGCAGAGCCGGAAGACCGCAAUUCGGCAAUGAAGGCAUCGCAGUUGUGCUGGUGCACGAUAUCAAGAAGAAUUUCUACAAGAAAUUCCUCUACGAUCCCUUCCCGGUGGAGUCCAGUCUGCACAAUGUCAUCCCGGAUCACGUGAAUGCGGAGAUUGUGGCUGGGACGGUGCAGACGAAGCAGGGAAUCCUGGAUUAUCUCACGUGGACGUACUUCUUCAGGCGACUGCUCAGGAAUCCCACGUACUACAAUCUGGACUCCAUUGAGCCGGAGGAUGUGAACAGAUAUCUCACCAGUCUGGUGGAGAGUGUGCUGCAGGAGUUGGACGCGGCGGGAUGUGUGGAGUGGAGUCCGGAGGAUCGAUACAUCUAUCCCACGAGUCUGGGCAGGAUUUCCUCCUAUUAUUAUCUCUCGCACAAGACGAUGAAUCACUUCUCCAACUCCCUGGGAGCGCAGCUGAAGAGUGAGGAACUGCUGAGGAUCAUGUGUGACUCCUUUGAGUUCGAUCAGCAGCCGGUGAGACACAAUGAGGACAAGUAUAAUGAGGAACUGUCGCAGAUGUGCAGAUUCUCCGUUCCCGCUUCAAUCUGUGAUUCGCCGCACACGAAAACCUUCCUUCUCAUGCAGGCGCACUUCGGCCGGCUGCCACUGCCCAACGCGGACUAUCACACGGACACGAAGUCCGUUCUGGAUCAGGCCAUCAGGAUCCUGCAGGCCAUGAUUGACGUGUGCGCGGAGAAAGCUUGGCUGGCUUCGGCGCUGAGAGUGCAGGAAUUGAUGCAGAGCGUCAUCCAGGCGCGCUGGUUCGACGAUUCUCCACUCACUUGUCUGCCCUUCGUGGAGGAGCAUCACGUGGCCAUGUUCGACAGGACGGAGGGCUUUGCGGGCUGCGGUGGGAUGUCUCUGCCGGUGCUGCGAGAGCGCUUCGUGAGGAAGUUCGAAUUGGUGGCGUCGCCGCUGAGAGAUGGAUUUCUGGAGAGGGAAAUUGAAGAGAUUCAUCGAGUACUCAAGGAUUUGCCUGUGAUUAGUGUCAAUCUUGCCCUUCAAGGUCCCCAUCUGGACGAUCCACAGGCGGACAGGACAAUUGUGCAGCCGCAGAAGCGCGAUUCCUGGCUGGAGAUUCACGCCGGCGAGGAAUACACGCUGGCCAUCAACUUUCAUCGGCUGGGAGCGAAGCAGGGCAGCAGCAUUUACUGUCCCAAAUUCCCCAAGGGCAAGGAUGAGGGAUGGUUCCUCACGCUGGGCUGUCAGAAUGACCAGGAGUUGAUCGCCCUGAAGAGAGCCGCUUUCAGAGGAUCACGCUCGACGCAGUAUCUCGUCUUUGACGCCCCAAAGCGUCAGGGAAGAGUGAUCUACACACUCUAUCUGGUCUCAGACUGCUUCAUGGGUCUGGAUCAGCAGUUCGAUGUGCAGCUGGAAGUGAUUCCAGGCACUGGGAAGAGGGAAGAUGAAGCGUAUGCAGAGAAUUACGCUAGAUUUCUAGCAGAGAAAGAUGUCUAAU
Messenger RNA from Phlebotomus argentipes, 6627 nucleotides. It is a transcript of the gene obe, whose product is annotated as activating signal cointegrator 1 complex subunit 3. The record is from RefSeq and is a predicted model, not a curated record. Lineage: Eukaryota; Metazoa; Arthropoda; Insecta; Diptera; Psychodidae. Gene Ontology annotation, molecular function: nucleic acid binding; ATP binding; ATP hydrolysis activity. The coding region runs from base 126 to 6626 and encodes 2166 amino acids. The transcript has 5 exons.